GAAAGUUAUCCCCACUUGGAUGACGACGGAGGCUUCAUUCAUCUUCAAAUCUCCCUUCUUCAACAUAGACGCUCAGGAAAUUAGUCAAUCGCACCGACAUCCUUCCUGACCUGAUGUGAGUGAAUUUCUACUGAAUAUACUUUCCUUCUUCAAUCAGUGGAUCGUUCGACACCUGAUUGCCUCGGAGACUUCAGUGCCGCCUUUUCAACUGCUCAUCUGUUCCAGAUCAUCGUUCCCUGCUCACUCAAUUGCGAACCAAGAUUCAGCCGUCUACAAAGCAGCCAAAAUGCCCCGUGUCAAGUACAUCCUCCUGGACUGCGACAACACCCUCUGCCUGUCGGAGCGUCUGGCCUUUGAAGCCUGCACCGACUUGACCAACGAGGUGCUCGAGAAAUGGGGCAAGCCCGAAAGAUAUACGGUUGAGCAGUUGCUUGAGGAUUUCGUUGGACACAACUUCCGCGGCAUGCUCAACGGUCUGCAGAAGAAGCAUAACUUCACUAUGACGCCCGAAGAGGUGGAUGCGUACGUCGACCGCGAGCUAGGUGCCGUCACCACCAAGCUCAGCGAGAAGUGCGAGCCUUGCCCCGGCGUUCCUGAGCAGCUUGCCUGGGCCAAGGAGCAAGGCUAUCCCAUGUCGGUCGUCAGCACCUCAGCCAAGCCCCGUGUUGUUGCCAGCAUCAAGAAGGUCGGCAUCGAUCACUACUUCCCCGACGAACAUGUCUACAGUGCUGCCACCAGCAUGGACAAGCCCUCGAGCAAGCCCGACCCUGCCAUCUAUAACUUCGCCUGCAAGAAACUGGGCGUCGACAACAAGGAUUGCGUGACCGUGGAGGACAGCAGAAGCGGUGCUACUGCCGCCAUGCGCGCCGGCAUCCCCCUCAUCGGCUAUGUUGGGGUCUAUGGCAUCGAAGAUGGCAAGGAGAAGAUGGAGCAGAUGGCCAAAGUCCUGAAAGAGGAGUGCAAUGCUCUCGUUAUUAUGUACGACUGGAAGGAGUUCCCGGAGUGCCUCAAAAAGAUCGAGGCCCAGUAAGUCGUCCUACAGCGCUUAUCCCCAUCCAAGGGAAAACUUCUUUUUGGAGCCACGACGCCGCCCACAAGUGCUCAGUUUCCAGUUCCGGACUCCCAAAAAUCCACUGCCGACAAAGCUUUAGGAAUUGCGGGAUUGGAGGAGAGGAAAAGUCUCAGAUCCUUCCUUUAGACGACUAUCAUGAUUGAUUACGAUAGAUUCUGCCAUAGAAUCAAACCAAAACGAAGAUGAAUAUUAAAUAGAGUAUAACAAGAUUUGGUUCUUCUCGCAUGC
This is a messenger RNA of Pseudomassariella vexata, 1300 nucleotides long. RefSeq names its product phosphoglycolate phosphatase. Lineage: Eukaryota; Fungi; Ascomycota; Sordariomycetes; Amphisphaeriales; Pseudomassariaceae. The record is from RefSeq and is a predicted model, not a curated record. The coding region runs from base 287 to 1030 and encodes 247 amino acids. The transcript is spliced from 2 exons.